UGAUCAUUGAAGGUCGCUUUUGACGACUUCACCACUGCACCACUCACGACAAGCUUAAUUCCAUUGUUCAACACCUCACGAUAGUGGCCGCGAAGCUUCAGGCUUCGGCAGGUUCUUGAAUACUCCCUUCUCAUAUGUUUUAGGCCGACUUCCAACCAAUCCCUGCAAGAUGUUUCUCCACUCCCUCCCUCGUGCUGCUCGCACCUCUACGAGUAGCUUGAAGACAAGCACGCGGAUGGCCUCUGCCAGUCUCCGAAACUUCCAAUCCUCGGCGCGAACAAUGGCUCCUACCUUCUCUGCUACGCAGCAACCUCCCAUGACCAGCCAAUCUCAAAUCCGAUCUGCUCAUGCCAUUUCCAACCCGACCCUCGCUGGGAUUGAGAAACGAUGGGAAGCAAUGCCCCCUCAAGAGCAGGCCGAGCUUUGGAUGCAACUGAGGGAUCGUAUGAAGGUUGAUUGGCAUGAAAUGACUUUGCAAGAGAAGAAGGCCGCAUGGUGGAUCGCUUUUGGACCUCACGGACCUCGCGCAGAGACACCGCCGGGCGAAUGGACAAAAGUGUGGGUUUACACAGCAGCCGGCGUUGCGAUAUCAGCAGUCUUGUUCUUGAUCAUCCAUUCCUUCGCCAGACCACCGCCACGAACUAUGACUAAGGAAUGGCAAGAGGCUACUAAUGAAUAUCUCAAGUCUGAGAAGAGCAACCCUAUUUAUGGUAUCAGCAGUGAAGGAUAUAGCGGCAAAGGUCAUGUCCAGAGCAAGUCGGCCAAGGCUCAGGGAAUAAAGAUCGAAGCCGACGAAUAGAGAAGGAGUGGGAGCUGAGAGACUGCUCGAACUUUGAGCUGGCAGUCGCCUCUGUACUGUGACUAGUAUCAGGAGAAUGCAGGAUUCUCUUAUUUUACCAAUACAAAACCAACAUUCAGUCCAGCUUUGAUUCCAGGCGUCGGUUUCGACACAAUGUACAUAGAACCCACCAGAUAGUGGCUUAUCCGCAUGGCACCAAACUGUUGCUGCUCUCUACGAACAGUCACCGUGAUCGCAAGCUUC
This is a messenger RNA of Exophiala xenobiotica, 1042 nucleotides long. RefSeq lists its product as uncharacterized. The transcript is spliced from 3 exons. The coding region runs from base 170 to 799 and encodes 209 amino acids. Gene Ontology annotation, biological process: mitochondrial electron transport, cytochrome c to oxygen. The record is from RefSeq and is a predicted model, not a curated record. NCBI's taxonomy places the organism in Eukaryota, Fungi, Ascomycota, Eurotiomycetes, Chaetothyriales, Herpotrichiellaceae.